AUGUACGAUGUGGAAAGGGGGAGAAAAGCUCAGAGCCAAGACAAGAAUAAGGGAAGGUGGGCAUCCAUUCUGGUAUCACUCUGCAGUGUGAAGGAACAACCAGCAUUUCUCUUCACGCUGCGCUCCAGCAUGUUGAAGGGAAGGCAUAAAGGAGAUGUCAGCUUUGCAGGAGGAAAGAGUGAUCCAUCAGACAAUGAUGUGGUGGCCACUGCAUUGAGGGAGGCCAGGGAGGAGCUUGGCGUUAAUGUGUCAACAGAAAGCGUAUGGGGUGUCCUCAAGCCCCUCAGGGACAUGUCAGGGAUGUUGGUGGCUCCUGUGUUGGCUAACCUGGGUCCUCUUGAGGAGCUCUCUUUCAAACCAAACCCUCAAGAGGUGGAGGAAAUUUUUAGUCUUUCUUUGUCCCAUUUGUGCGAUCCUCUAAACCGUGGGUACACACACUUUCGCAUAGGGGACAGGUAUGGAUACACGCUGCCAGUGUUUCGUAAUGGGAAGUAUCCUGUGUGGGGCCUGACCGCUGUUGCCUUAGAUCAUACACUAAAACUUCUUACCCCAUCACAUCUGGAGUGA
Messenger RNA from Nerophis lumbriciformis (worm pipefish), 567 nucleotides. NCBI's taxonomy places the organism in Eukaryota, Metazoa, Chordata, Actinopteri, Syngnathiformes, Syngnathidae. The record is from RefSeq and is a predicted model, not a curated record.